Molecule: messenger RNA, 498 nt
Organism: Phalaenopsis equestris
Lineage: Eukaryota; Viridiplantae; Streptophyta; Magnoliopsida; Asparagales; Orchidaceae
Exons: 2
Coding region: 1-498 (165 amino acids)
Source: RefSeq, a predicted model, not a curated record
AUGGUAAGUAUGGACUAUCAGCAGAUCAAUGCUGACCACACAGUGUUCAUUCAAAGAAAUGAUGGUCGCACCACUAUACUUGUUGUGUAUGUGGAUGAUAUGAUAGUUACUGUUGAUGAUGAGGGAGAUAUUGCGCAACUAAAGUCAAGAUUGGGCAAAGAGUUUGAGAUGAACCUGGGACAACUUAGAUGCUUCUUUGGAAUUGAGGUGGCUCGUGGUGCAAAGACGAUUAUCCUAUCUCAGAUGAAGAAGAAUGAACAUGUGAGCAUUGAGGGUUAUUAUGGCUCUAACUGGGGGAGUUGUCUUGAUGAUAGGAGGUCCACAUCUGGAUACUACAUGUUUGUAGGUGGUAACUUGGUUUCUUGGAAGAGUAAAAAGCAGCCGAUAGUAGCGAGCUCAACAACAGAGACAGAAUAUAGGGCCAUGGCCUUAGGAGUUGCUGAGAUGAUGUGGCUGAAAACCUUAUUGGUAGAGCUCAAGACAGAUCAAGGAGCUUAA